Molecule: messenger RNA, 213 nt
Organism: Sphenostylis stenocarpa
Lineage: Eukaryota; Viridiplantae; Streptophyta; Magnoliopsida; Fabales; Fabaceae
Source: the annotation of a GenBank genome assembly
AUGUUCGAUUCCGUUUCCUCAGGGUGCGGCGAACUUAUAUCUUCGAUAGACUUCCCACUCAUGGGGCUACCUAAUACAAUACUUGAACAUGGUGGAACUUGGCCUGUUACAACAUAUCAAGAUACCAUCAAGUCAUCAGAGUGUUGCACAAAAGAUGUUCAAUAUCCAGUUGGGAUUCUUUUUGUUCUGGCCAUGACAGAAUUGGCAGAAUAG